Molecule: messenger RNA, 15445 nt
Organism: Macrobrachium nipponense
Lineage: Eukaryota; Metazoa; Arthropoda; Malacostraca; Decapoda; Palaemonidae
Exons: 3
Coding region: 137-589 (150 amino acids)
Biological process (GO): positive regulation of voltage-gated potassium channel activity; regulation of synaptic transmission, cholinergic; sleep
Source: RefSeq, a predicted model, not a curated record
CAUAAGAAAACUUGAACCCAGUCUACGAAAUCAAACACUAAAUCCUUCGUCUCACCUGUGUGUACGAAAUCAAACAGCUAGGUAAACAACAUUUUACCUGCUAUUCCUCCGGUCCAUUCGCACAAGCAUUGAAACAAUGUCAGUCAGAAAUACAUUGCUUCCAAUAUUUGCGGCGGUAUUAUACAUGGUUGUAUAUACACAAGGCAUCAAGUGUUGGUUUUGCAAUAGUAUGCUAGAUCCUUUUUGUAGUGAUCCAUUUGAUAAUAGCACUGCAAGUCCCAAGGACUGCAGUUUGGCAGAGGAAUUACCACAUUUACGAGGUGUGCCAGCAAAUAUGUGUCGCAAAAUAAGAAUGAAAGUGGAUGGACAUUGGAGAUUUAAAAGGGACUGUGCAAGACUCGGAGAAGCAGGUGUAGGAGGGGACGCUCGAUAUUGUAUAUAUCGUUCUGGAACUUUCAACAUACACAUGGAAUAUUGUACCUGCAAUGAUAAGGAUGGUUGCAAUCCAGCUCCAUUUAUACAUCCAAACAUCCUCUUUGUAUUUGUGGCUUCUUCCAGUGCAAUGGUAUUGGCUGGAAUGGCAUUGUGAGAUGCCCUAAGUAAUAACUUUUAGCAUACUUUCAAGAAAAUCAAGAAUUGACAAGUGGUUUUAAGUAAGUAUAUUACCAACACAAAGAUGUUUUCUCAAAAUUAUAUUCAUUAUACUUAAUUUUUAUACUGCUUUAUUCCACCAUGUAUACUGUGAAGAUGUUACUUAAAAUGUAGUGUAUCUGAUACUUAAGUUGUUUUAUAGUUGAUAUUGAAUUUUGCUUGAGAAGUUUUAUGUUUUACAAAAUCUUUGCAAAAUUAGAUGCUGAUUUUUAUUUAUUUUUUUUAAUAUGUACUUCUAAAGGGGACUGGCCAGUAAAUGAAUUAUGGAUAUGAGGAAAAAAACUCAAAAUUGUGAAAUUUUUUGCUAGGUAUGAUAUAUGGCAAGGUGAAGUACAGUAUUUAAUACAGAUUUGUUGUAGUCAUGUUAUUGGGGAUUUCCCACAACCUCCCCCUUUCACUGGAGCAUAUGAGUUGUAUUAUGUCAUUAAAAUAAUUGUUUAUUGUAAUGAAAGUACCAUCAAAAUUGGCGUACAGUGCCUUUUCCCAAUAAUAUUAGACAUUCACUGGGAGCUCAGUAGCCUUGAAACCUUGGUACAGGUAGCAUUUUGACACAUCUCUCAGCUAGGCAGCUUCAACUUUAGAAGUCCAUGUCUCAACUUAAAUUAUAUGACUUCAAGCUAUUUUUCUAUCAAAUUCAUUAAAAUUAAGAUUCAAUAGGCCUAAACUUGUUAGAUUUGUAGCAUAACCUUUUUUUUUUGUUAUAGCUGAAUGAAUGACAUUUUGAUAGAUUUUUUAAUAUAGAAUUGAAAUAUUUAUAUAUCCUUGAAAUUGGAUUUGCAAAAUUUUCCUGAAUUAAAUCUGGGAAAUUUAUUAGGUUAUAUAAAACAUUCAUAAAUUACAAGAAGCCAUUAAAUCAAUACAUUUUAUCGUCUAAGUCUGAAAUAUUACGUAAAUGUAUCCCUCAUGAGUUCCAGUCACACAGCAACAAAAUCAACCACCUAAUGCAACCACAUACAAGCUGAUCCCCUGAUUUGUUGCUAUUUUAUGAUGCAGAACCAGAUAGCCGAAGUAAGGAAGUGUUGUAGUAACAUUUUAAGGCUACCAAUAUUGUCUAGUGGGGACGUGAGAGUGGCGAGUUUGAACAUUACUUAAGAGAGUCAUGAACGGGGCCUCAUGGAGGCUACCAGUAAAGCCUUGAUGGUGGCCACAUGGAGUAUAAGGGUUAAAAUAAGUGAUUUGAAAAAACAAUGUGUAAUCUAUGCUGUACCACCCAAAGCCAUGGGACUUGUGUUGCAUUGAGACAGAUGUUGGUGGUGCACAACAAAAUCAAAGUAAUCAACUUGUGAAAGUGUUGCAACCUUGUUUUUUAUUUUUCUUCUUUUUAAGAUUUUCAUAGUCAAAAUUGGGGUGUAUCUGUGAUGCCAGGAAAUAGGUACAGUAUGUUUUUUAAAGGAAUGAUAUUUAUUAAAAUUUCACCAUGUGUGUAUUAAGGUUAAUAUAUGGGUUUUGUACCUUAUUUAUUUCAUUCAUUUAGAACAAUUAAUUUAUGGGAAAGAUAUUUUAAGGUUAAUUAAUUGAAAGGGACAAAUUUUGCAUUUACAGCAUCCUUUAUUCUUGGUAAAGAUACUGAAUUGCAGCCAUAUCCCAAUAAACAAGGUUGCCACCCAUAAACUGGCUGGUCCCCUGAAGAGGGUUCAACACAUUUUUACUUUUGAUUUUUGUACGUCUCAUUAUGAUACAUAAAAACCUGUUUUAUAUUUAGAUGGAAAUAUUUUAAGAUUGAAAUUAUAGUUGUUAGGAAAAGAGAUUUUGCUGUAGGAAAGUAUGUAUAGAAAAUGUAUAUAGUACUACUCAGGUGUUGUUCCGCCAUCAUCCUUAAAUUCAGUAUUCAUUUAGUAGUACACUAUAUCUUUAUAAGGAAAGAUUCCCUUAAAAUGACUCAUAAUUUACUUCAUUUUACUGAGGAUGUAACCAGAGCAUUAUAUUUUAAAGGCUGAAUGACAUCUAUAAAUCAGUGGCUGUGUACAAUUACAUGCAGACAUUUUCCCAUACCAGUGUUACAAGAGAUUUAAUAAAAGCAUUCUAAAGGGCUCUUUAGGAUCAAAAGAUUUUCCAUGUAUUACAAGUUACUUGCCAACUGUGAGGCUUUGUAUUGAUUGCAUACUGAUUUUGGACAUACAUAUUCCUAGUCAAUGGUGGUUGAGAGGUUCCCCAGUUUCCAUUUACUAGCUGGAAUACCAAUUUUCUGUUGGGGGUAAAGAAAUUUUAAAGAAUUAUUCCAAGCUUUCUAUGAAUCACGGUGACAUUUAAUUUUUAGUGAAUUAAGUGGCAAAUUAGGGCUGCUGGGCACUGAAUAUUCAGUCAAGAAAAAUAGUAUACUCUAUUGUAUGAAUGUUGCUAUAAAUAGCAUAAAGUGGAUUUUAGUACCAUGUUUAAUAAAUGUAUGGGUUUAUCUUUUGUAACAUUGGAAUUUUUGGGAAAUGUACGCACAAUUCAACAACCCUGGUGACAUUUGGAAAAUUAGGAAGACUGUAGUGUCUGUAUUUUAAGAAUAUAAGAGAACUUUGGGAUUACCUUUGAAACCUUGAAAGGCUGUUGGGGAAACUUGCCUUUGAUGACCUUAGUUUAGAACAGGAAUUAUAUUUCCUUUAGUAACUUGGUUAAAUGUUUUAGAAAUGUUUGAAAUUGUGAAAAGUUGUUUCAGUAAUUAAAAAAUGUACUAUUAUCUGUAUAGAUGGUAAGUGGGCAUUCAAGAUAAUUCUGGUGGAAUUUUUUUUCCACCAGUAGCAGCUAACAAAAAAAAAAGGCGGUUCCAUUGUCAAUACAAACCAUUGCCUUCUAAACAGAAUUAUCUUUCUGCGGGCAAAUUGGAAACUGGUCAACAUAACAAGAAAGUUAACCCAGUGGUUAAUAGGUGAAGAUGAGUGCUGAGUGAUGGAAUAUACCUUAACAUAUACCUUAACUCACUGACUGUCGCCUUCACUUUUCUUUCGGCUCCUGUUAGUAUCAAACUUGUCACUGCACUCACCACCUGCCUGGUUGAAAGCUUAUGGAUAAGCAUUUGCUCCUUUCUUACCUUUGAUGUGUUUUUACCUUUUAGUAUCAGUCUGUUAUUUUUUGUAUUAUAAAAAACCAAGGAAUACAUUGUUGCAAGUAGUAGACCCCCAUACUUUAUAUGCUUUGUGUGGGGGAAAGGCCUGUUCUAGGGUUUCACCUUGCAAGAACAGUGUUAUUUGGAACUCUGCUCAAUGGAUUAGGUUUGAGAAGAGGAGGAAGAACAUGAUGUGUUCACUGGCUUUUUAGGGGAAAUACUCCUCUGGUGACAACCCCCAGACCCUUAUAAUGCCUUCGUACCCCCUCCAUCCAACCUUCCUCCCUUUGUGAAUGCUAUUCAUUCUAGGGGUAACAACACCAGUCCUAAAUCUGAACAUGACCUUUCACCCAAAUACUUAGCAGCUCCUGAUACUGAUGGAAGUGUGCCAUCAGCAUCUGUGUCAUCCUCAGAUGUCUGGACUACAGCACUAACUACAGGAAGAUGUCCUUGCAAUACUUGAGGAAAAUUUGACCUACCCUUAAGGUGGUUGUGUGGGAUAAGCAGCCUUGCUUUAAUAUUCCCCAGAGUAUUUAAUCAACCUGUUUAAUAUUUUCUUCAGUGUUCACAGGCUUAAUGUGCAUCAACUUAUGGCUUUCGGCCGCUCUCUUCCCAACCCCCCCCUUCAACUUCUAGUGCUUUUCACAUUAAAUUUUGAAGAGCUUGACAGCUGUUACUAUAUAUUUCUAAGCCUUGUAAUUUUCAUCACUAAAAGGGCUAAUGUAGAUGUUCAGAGUUAUAUACUUUUUUUUCUCAAAAUUGUUAAAAAUACAUUUUUUUUACAUUUUUCAAAAUCUUGUAAUUUUCCCCAAAGAAUAGAUUGUAACUUUGUUUCAGAAGUAUUAACAUUCCUUUUGGUUUUUGCCAUUCAUAUUGGUAAAUUUGUUAAGGUUCUGGAGCUUUUUGAACUGGGAAAACUUACAAACAUAGAUAUUCAUGUUUAAAGUUUGGCAACUUUAAAAUGGGUGCUUAUCAACAUUACCGUGGCAUAUAAAGGAAAUUUAUGCAUAGUAGCCUCACAGAUAUUAUUAUAUAUCUUUUGUUAUGUUAAUUUAUAAUUUUAUGUUGGAAUAUGGUGUACUACUCCACUGUGACUGGCUUGCUUCAUGUGUUUAUGUGGUUUUAUUUCCUCUCUUGUUGUUAUAAGUUUCUUGAUAUGAAUUUUUCUUUUUUAAGGAAAUAGCAUUGUUCUGUCAUUAAAAUUAAAUAGCAAACAAACAACUGACAUAAAAAAAAAAAAACAGUCUAUUGCUCAGUGUAAACAAGUAAGUGGCUGUUGGGAUUUGCUAAUUAUAGAAAUGUCCCUUCACUUGGCAUUGGCAACUGAGGGGGUUUCAUAAGCAGGAGGACAACAAAAUGUAAACCCGAAAAGAUGUCAUGUUUUCACAAAUUGGUAAAUUGAAUGGAAACUUGCCAUUUGAGGCAUGUUUAUAAACUAUCAGAUAUCAAUAGGAUCAUUUAGGAUGCCCUAUCAUGGUAUGUAUCACCAAGAUUAAUUGGAAUUUCGCCGUAAAAUUUCAUGAGAAUGUGUCAUGAAUAUUUCCAAAGAUAUCCCAGUAUUUUUAUCCAACCAUUUCGCCUCAUUUUCACCCCAAAUGAUCCCCUUAACCCUUAAUGGACAAAUCCCCUCAUAUGAGUAGCAAUAUCAGGUUCUGGAUGGUGGACGGUUCCACUCGAAUGAGCAUCAAUGUUACGUGCCAUUGAUUUGAAGGAAUCAGGCAUGGAAAGAGUUUCCAUUACUUAUAUGGCCCAUAUAUUCACUAGUGGCAACUUUUAGACUGGCUAAAAUCAAGUGGGCAGCUUAUGAGAAAGUAGUUGUGAUCUUGAUUUGAAGGGAGCAUGUACUGCCUCUCACAUGAUGUCUUUUUAUAUAUUUGCUCAUAAAUAUACCCAGGGGUUGCUGUUGGUUUUAGUUCUUAUCUUUUUUGUUAGUACGUAUGUCAGUUUAAUUGUAAUUUUGCAAAGAAAUAUUAGAAAAGACGUGUAUACGUGACUGCAGCUUCAAUCUCUGUAAAUAUACUAAAUAUUUUUGAACAAAUAUACUCAGAAUUUUUUACUGGCUUUAGUUUUUAUCUGUUAUGAUAUUGUAUGAGUUGUGAUUAUAAUUUUACAAAAGAGAAUAAAUUUAUUUACUUGGAAAAAGAAUUUAUAACUGUAAAAUUUACGAUUAUCUUGUAAAAGAGGGUCCACAAGGGGUUGUAAAUAGUCAUUUUCAACCUCUCGUAGAAGGCAGGGAAAGUUUUUUAGAAUUUUUCUUACACUAUGCAUUUGCAUAUCUUCCUCUUUCCAUUGAUUGUUUUUUUUCUGAAAUUGGCUAACCUCAAACUACCUGGACUGGGGUGCUUCAUAUUAAUAUUUCAGCCCGGCUUUUAAGGGUUAACAUCCUGGGCAACUCUGUUCACCACUUUCCUGGAUAGUUUGGCUCAGAAGGAAAGGGAAUUGAAAUUCGUAGCCAUCUGAGGAUGUCCAGGAUUUGGUUUAACACUGCUAAGGAAGGGUGUCAUCCUGCAGUGAUGAUUUCUUUCAGUAGCGGAUACUCAGAUUUAGUCUUCUCCACUAGACUUUAUGCCUACGGUGCUCUUUCUCAUCAUCCUCUUCCUUGUUGUCUUUUGGACUUGUCUGCUUCCUGUGACCCCUCCUUUGGUGGAAGAUAUAGAAGAGGAAGUAUAAGGUCUCAUGCAAGAAAUCCAGGGAACCUUUUCUGCAUGCUUACCCAGCCCUGGGGCCAGCGGAGGUGUUCAGUCAGUAGGUGAUAAUUCCACCUCUUGCAAGGCUGGUAUCUUGUAACUGGCAUGCUUUUAGACUUGGGGUCUGCUCCUGCCUGGUCUUAAUGUGAAUGUUUGGCCUUGCACACUGGAAAAGGUACGUGUUCUGCUUGAUCAGGAUCAGGUGAUCAUGGGGAGGCAGGUGCAUGAGAUGGCCCUUCUCACCACUAAUCCCUGAGGUUGUACAGGGAAGGAUUUAUGCUACUGGCUCAUUGGUUUGUGAUUUGUUUCAGGUUAGCAGUGCGUAGGUUCUCCCCUUUAGUGGAAUAAACUGGGUGAGAUAUAUGGCUUCUUACCGGUCGACUGUCUCGUCGAUGGAGGUAACCUUCGGGUCCUCUCCUAGUCAAGUCUUUGUUUCAGGUCCCAUGGUCACAGCUUGCACAUUGCAUUUGGGGGGAGUUAAACUCCUAGAUCUGCAGGUCUAGGUGUUCCCUCACUUCCAGCAGACCUUGUAAGCCCCCUCCUACUGCUUUCAUGUCAGGAGGUCUUAUUGACUGAAGGACAUGAAAGUUACUCUGCUGGCUUUCAAUACAUCAUAAUACAGGUUAACAAAUGAACUUCUGUUGAAGUGGUUGUGUCAUGAAGUUAGUCCUCUCUCCUCAUCUGCACAUCAAUAUUCUAGAAAUACAAGCAUUCUAGAAUCAGUUUGUAGGUCAAUUGGUAAUGCUGAUGAAUUAAUGAACAAUGACACAAGUGUCGCGACAUUUGUCUGUGAAUUUGGGGGGGGUGGGGUUAGUGUCUCCUACUAAGUUAGUUGGCAGUGCAGAUGCACAGGUGGAUGGUGUCUCAUGCCGUUGAGUUGUCUGCAAGAUAUAUUCCAGGCAGGCAGAAUUGGACUGCAGGUCAUCUCGGUACCUGCACCUUCACAUUUGGAGGUUAUCCCGUGUUUCCCAGGAAAGAGUGAGGCUUUUCUUGUAGGGCUGGUUUGGGGAGGGUAUGGUCAGAGUAUUUGUUCAGCAGAUUGUAGACUUUCCUAUCUACUUUUCUGAGACUGACUCCUUUCAAUAGCUGCAGUAAAAGCUGUUGCCCUGCCUUAUUGCAGGUGUUCAAACUGAAGAGGCUAGACCACUCAGUUGGAAUUGUUUAUGCUAAUGAAGAUUUUCAAAUAGUUUUGUCCUCCUUUGGAACUUUGGCCACCAAGUGAGAUAUGCCCCUGGUGCUUUGGAGUCUCAUCAGGGUUCCUUCAAGCCUCUUGCUUAGUCCUUGGACCAAGAUUGUACACUCAAGACUUGUGUUCCUGUCGGCUGUAACAUCAGUAAAGAGGGUGGGGAAUUUACAUGGCUAGUCGUAUCUUGCCCUGUAUUUACAAGGGUGGGGGUCUUUUUCUCUUUCAUUCCUGAGUUUGUAGCCAACACUCAGGAUCCAUCUGUUCCAGAUACUGUUGUGAAAGUUUCAUAAUCCCCUUCCUCUGAGACCUUGUAAGCGUAGAUACGGAUGAUGUGCUUUUCCCUUUUCAACUUGUUAGCACUAUUUGAAAAGAACCUACUCCCAGAGGCUGGAGUGUAGGCAUUUUUUCAUAAACAGAGAUAAGUGUAAGAAAUUGGUAUGUAGGAACACCUUUUUUCUGGUUUUGUGAAGUAAUCAGAUGGGCUUACACCUAUUCUGUGGAGGUAAGCCUCCCUCCUAUGAUAGUUCAUGAGGCCAGUGGUGUGGGUUUGUCCCUUGCUUCUUUUUUUUUUUUUUUUUUUUUUUUUUUUUUUAAGAAUUUGGUUUUUCAGGUAAUGAAGGCAUUCUAGCAUACCAAACUGUCUUUACCUCAUGCUACUUGAGGAAUGUCACCCCCAAGUCCUGAGACACCUUUUCCUGGUGACCUGAGGUGAUUGCCCAACAAAUUAUAUAGUCACCUGAGCUCUGGAUUUUGACAGGGUCAGUUUCUCAUCCGAUGUAUCUGGGUCCAUUAGAGGCAGUCCCCUGUUAGCGGCGGACUUGGUUAAUGGUGAUUCAGUUUUAUGCUGCUUGUCUACCGCCAUAAAAUCUGCGAUUUAUGGUGCCAUAAUUGGCAGAGUUUAGGUUAUUGGUGCCAGAAGGUGCUGAUAAUAGAGUUAUGGCACCAUAACAUACCUAACAGAGGCGCCAUUAACUGGCUAUCGGCCCCAUGAGCGCCACAAAUCACCAAGUUUUGGAUAAUGGCAGUUUCGCUUAUUAGCACCCCCCACCAUGAACGGAACCCCCUGCCAAUAACGUGGAAUGACUGGAUUCCCUUCUUCUUGAAUUUAUCCAUGAGCAACAUUCAGGUGAAAGUACAUGCUGGAAUUGGACGAUUUCAGGGUGAAUAUACUUGAGUUAUCCAUUUACCUAUCUGUUAUAUAAACAUUGUCCAUGUCCUCUCUUAUAAUAAGGAGCAAAGAGGACGCGGUAGAGUUAUUUAGUCGUGAACCCUCUAAUUGUAAUAGCCAGUGCUAAACUGAACUUUUAACUUUAAUGUAAGGCUCGUAUGGGAGACAUCAUGGCUCUGCAAAAUAUACUCUGGCCAACUAUAUUGCUAGACUGGUAGGAGGUUACAGAAGCCAUGUCUUCCCCUGUUCGCUGGGCAUCCAGAAUUAUGGCAAUUCUGUGGUGGUUUUCAACUCCAGCCAGUUGAAGGGGACUGACCUUCUACAGAGGCAAUGGAUUGUAUUCCAUUAUGAACAAAUAAGAUUUUGAAUAACUGUUUGUAUUUGUCCUAUGCACACAGAACAGCCUUUUAUAUUUUGUCCCAUCUCAACUACACGGCUCAGUCCUUGCAGCUGUAGGAAAAGUGAGGGCAUUGAUUAAUAAGAGGGAUACUCCCCACUCACCCCCUCCCCACCUGUUAACCACCAAGUUUUCUACUGGUAUUCAGCUUGCACACUGAAAGAUAUUCCAAUGAAAAAUAGAAAUUAUUAAAAAUUUGUUAGAUUUGCAUUUGUGUCUCAUGCUAUGUUUACAUGCGGAUCUGCCAUGUAGAUAAAAUUUGCAUUAUUGCAACAAAUUCAUUAGUUGUAUUUCAUCAAGCUACUGUCAUUCCAUGGGUUGGGAAUUUGUGUACCUUACAGUGCCAACUUUGUUGCACUGUAAAGAAUAUUCACCCACUUAUUAUAUAUGCUUAUAUGAAUACAUUCCUUAGUUAAUACUCUAGAAAUGGAUCUGAAUUUCAAUUUUCAAUUGAAAUAAGGUUUGAUUUUGGUCUGUAUUGUGCAAUACAAGCAUACAGGCAGUCCCCAAUAAGGGGGGAUUCCAUUCCCGGCCGAUGCCGCUAACCAAAAAUCAGCGAUAACAGCACUAAAAACAUGCUUAACAGUGCUGUAAACCAGAGAUCGGUGCAGAAAAUCCAGUUAACAGCAUUGCUAGACAAGCUCCGUAAAACCAGAUAGCCAUUAACCGGGUGCUUGCCUGUAUGUAUUACUAUAGUGUUUGAAUAAGUGUGCUAUGUGUUACUUCCAUUUGUUAGUGAAUAUUUUACAUAUUUACUUUAUUUAUUAUUGAACCUUUCAGAUAUUGACAUCAUUUAUUAGUGAAGAUUUUAGACAUUCUCAGCACUUCACAGUAUCCAAAGUGGGUUUUUUCAUCACUGAAUUACAAGGAAUUUGCCAUUUUUAGAAAGAACCUAUCCCACUGACAGCUGAGAGCUAAUAUCAACUUGCAGUUAUUAUUUUUCUACUUUAGAUUAACUAGAUGACUGUCAAUCUUAAACACAUACAGGACAUACCCAAUGGUAUGAAUGAGUGGUGGAAAUGGAGCAAGUCAAAAUGAAAGGAAGAGACCAUAGUUAAAAAUAAAAUGUAUAAGACAGAUCGCAAAACACCCAAGGAAUACAAGGUUACAGUGAGUACUCAAAGGCAUAGUGUAGGUUGUAUCCAUCUGUAGUAGGCCUACUCAGAACCAUUUGAACCAAAGCCCCCACAUUACAUUAAAAUUCAGUUUUAAAACCUGAGAACUCAAGAUUUCGCAUGGAAUUCCACUGGAAAUAACAACGUUUUUCACAUAUUAAGUAUUACGUGUGUCAAAUAGAUAAGUAAAAUUAAGAUAUAGGAAAGCAAGGUAGAAUUAUGAAAUAGAAUUCCAAGGGAAGAUUAGCUACAGAGAAGAGACCAACACAGUUUUAUACAUGUAAAACAAUUUGCAGUGCUCAAUUAUUACUGGGUCAUGAAAAUAGGCAAUCAACAAAUAAGCUUCUAAAUGUUUGGAUCAGAUAGCGGUUCAAGGCCUUUGCUGAGUGUGUCUUCCCUACCCCACACAAAUGCAUCACUUGUGUUGGUUAAUUAAAAGUAGGCACUAAGAUGUAUAUAAGAAUGGGAAAUUAGAAUAAUAUAAAGGACAUACAUCAGUAAAUAAAUAAAUACCAGAAUGUAGAGAGGAUAUUAUGUCUACAAUCUAGUAUUAAUUUGAUUAUGGCCUAACUGUAAAACUUCAUUUUUGUGAAAGUCUUAACUUCUACCAAUGGUAGAUGUAAAACUGUGAAAGAACUAGGAGAAAUAUUGGAGAAGUUUUCAACAACUUUUAUCCCAUGGCUUCACAAUGGUUUAAUUUUUCAAAUAACAGUAGCAUUAAAACACUUAGGUAGAUAUGUCAGUGGACCCAUAGAACAUUAUAAUGGGAAAACCAUUUAUAUACAGCUAUUACUAGGAAGAAUAAUAUGAAGACAAUAAUUAUCAGGCAUCUCCAGUAAUGCGUACUCCUAUGCAAAAGAUAUGGCAAAAUAUUUAUUCACCAUGAAAUUAGUACUAUAUCAGAGAAAAUUUUUGUAACAUAACUAGCAACAAAAACAUGACUAAGUACUAGUAUAUGUUUGUAAAAUGAAAACUGUUAACAAAUCAAACCCAUUAAAUUUUGAAACAAUGGAAGAUGUAAAUUCAGUAUCGAAGUUCAGUAUCUUCAAAUUAGAUUAUGCCUUUUCGAAUUGUGACAGAUCUGCUUCUGUUAGAUAUAACAUUUAUUUGAAAUAUUCAGACAUCUAGCAUCAUUAGGUAAAUCAUGUUUUACAAUUUUAUCAUCCGUGACUCAGAAAUUUGUUCCUUGAAGAAUGUGUAAUCCAUAAUUAUUUCCAUAUCCAAACCAAAAAAAAAAAAGAAAUUGCCAUUGCUGUUCAGCAAAUCUUGUUGCUCGUGGCAUGGCAGAAAAAGGUGAUCAGGGAAUGUGAAAGAUCUGUAUUAAAAUACAACUUAUGAAAAAGUGACAAAUGAGAUCAUCCGUCGACAUUUCAAAUCACAACUACUAAUAUUAAGAAACAGAAACCUAGCACCAUGAAUCACUCUAUCUAAAAGAAGAUGGCAUUUAUUUUAUCUCAUAAAUAUAUGAGGCCUAACAAACAAUUUACCUAACUUUCAUGCAACAUUUGCUGAAACCUUCGUUAGAUAUUUCCCAAAAGUAAGAUGUGAGUCAAAAGUUACACCUAGAAUAGGUAAAGCUUCAGACUCAUUCAACAAAGUCCCAUCCACCUGGAAAUUCUACAGUAUGUGCUAAUCAAUAAUGUUUUUAUUUUAGCGGAAUUUAGCCUCAUACCCCACCAACUACACCAUUCCAUCAUCCAGUCCAUGUCCUGAUUGAGGCUGAAGGCAGCUUCAUUUCUCGUAAAUGAAGACUUUACUUCAACCACAAGUGUUGCAUCAUUGGCAUACUGAACAAUCUUGUUUUCUAGUUAAACAACCAUGUCACUUGUAUAUACCAAACAUAAUAGUGGCCAUGAACACUAUCCUGUGGAUCUCCAGUUACAGUAGGUCUUGGUUUACUAAAGAUCCCAUCAACAGCAACUCGCUAAUGCCUACCUGUAAGUAAAUCUUGAAAUCAUCCUAAAACAUAUCCACCCACUCCUAAAUUUUGAAGUUUAUAAGUAAGUGCCUGAUAAUUUAACUGUCAGCUAACAUUCCUUUAGAUUCCACAUUCUUAUAUAAUGGCUUAAAAAUAAGUUUUUCAGCAACUUUGGAGAGCACAGGGAGAACAGAAAUUGGCCUUUAGUUACUGCAGUCUGCAGAUAUGCCACUCUUUGGAACUGACACUGUAUUAUUAAGCUUGCUCUCAUCUGCAAAGAUAGGUGUUAACAUAAAAAUAUAGAAUCUACUAAUCUUGGGAGACAACACAUUAAAUUUUUUUUUAAGUAAAGGGAAGAAGCCAUCAGGAGCUUCAUCCCAGCAAUCAAGAUUAUCCAGAAUUUUUUUAUAUAUUCCUACUGCAAAAUGUAAAUUUUGUAAGAAUAGGUUCAGGAUGGCAAGGAUCAGGAAGAGAGACAUCCUUAGCUUAAUGCUAGCAUCAAAAGCUUGGUUCAGUUCAGCCAUUUCCCCUAGAGCCAGUAACCAAUCUACCAUCAUAUGUUAGUAGUGGUGGAAUGGAAGGUGAGCCUGACUCAAAGAUAGGUGAUGCCAAUUUGUUGCACCAUAGAUGAGGCUGAGUAAUUCCUUCAUGUUUCCUCUACAAGAAAUUAUUGUUCAUGGUUAUUUACAUAUUAUUACAGAUCGGGAUUAAUAACUAUUUGGGCUGUAUAAUAAAUGGUACUUGUUUGCAUUGUGGAGAUAUUUUUUUGCUUUGCCAAGGGUUGGUUAUCUGAAUUACCUGAUUUUUAUUAGAUUGUAGAAUGAUGACAUCAGUAAAAUCUUACUUGGUUACCAGCUUGAAUAUUGUGGAUUAAUAGGUUUUCCAUCUUUCUAUAUUGACUGGUGACCUUCCUUCAGGACUACUAAAAGGGCACAGAUGAGGUGAUGAGUACAAGAAUAGUAAGUUUUGUAUGUAGGGAUAAUCCUUGCAAUUGCACUUGAUUUAAUUCCUAUGCAUGACUGUACUUGUCUCUUCCCUCUUCCCAUUGCAACCUCAGAUUUAGGACCAUCAUCGAUAGUUUAUACUUUCAUGCUGGUCAUAAGACGUAAUGGUCCUGGGGUUUUAUAUUGUGCAUUUGUGAAGCUUGAACUUCAGUAGUCCUCAAUGGUGGUUGACAAUAACCAUGUCUAUUAAUGAGCUGCAAAACUUGUAUUCGUCUUUGGUAUACUGUCUUGGUUACCAGGUUCUUAUUGUGCAGUCAUCUAUGGAUUUUACUAAUCUUUGAUGGAAUCUUGAACCCAUUUCCUCAAGGUAACCUAUGUAAGAUUAAUUAUUACUCAUUCCCUAAAUCUGAAAUUCAAUUCUGAAAGGAAUUAUGCAAAUUGUCUUGUCAGAAAUCUAAUAAAAAUCUAUUCCAUUGUCUUUGCCAGUGCCCAUGUUCCUGCUGCAUUGAGGAGUACACUUUUUUAUAUUCACCAUAAGAGUGCUAUAUAUCUCUAUUAUUGGAAUAUAAGUAAAAAAGGUUAUAUAUGUAAAUAUCACUGCCUCACUUAUUACUGCUAAGUGUUUUAUCACAAUACAAUUUCCAGACGUUUGAAACUUGGUUACAACUGAGAGGCAUGUAAAGUAUAACAGUUCCUGGAUUAUGUAUCCUCUUCCAAUGGCUGAAAGUCAUUAAAUUUCAAGGCUCAGGAUCAUUAGCCUCAACAUUUUGAGGUCAUGGUCAUUCAGCUCCAGGAAUAAAACAGAAUAUUGGCAUUUAAGUUGGAUCAUGAUGUGAGGAGGCAGGGGCUAUUUUAGUAGUUUUCUAGAGCAGGUCAUACAUGGUGGCUUGUUUAGAAAAUGGGGCCCCUCUUAACCUGACAGUCAUGCACAUUAUUUCUAAGCUCAUGGAAUGAGAGCAUCUUUCAUAUGCAUUUGUUGCUUUCAGAUCGUCUUCCUGGGUCUUUAAUGCUCUGGUUUGACACUGUAGACAAUCUGCAUAUCUACCAACUCCAAGUUGUACUAUUGUAAUCAUGUGGUUGUAGUAUUGUAACUAGGUCCUGCUUUCGGUAUGCACUAAGGACAUAGGUAUUUAGAACAACUCAAGCUGCAAUGCGUAAAAGAUAAAAUAAUUUUGAAUGUUAUAACUUGGCCAUUUUUGUGCCAGCCCUAAAAGGAUUGGGCAAUCUGAUUAACCUCCUACUAAUAAUAAUAGUUUUCAGCACACUUGUAUUCUUGAAUAUUUUGUGCCAGCUAUAAAAUAUUGGGCAUUGAACAGACAAUCUCAUUAACUUCCUACUAAUAAUAGUUUUGAGCGUAAUUGGGUUCCUGAAUUUCCUACAGGGUGUAUAGUAUACCUUUUUACUUUAACUCCUGUUACCCUUGCUCUCACCAAAUUUCUGUCAAGGAUGCCCUUAAGCCUGUCUCAUCAGCACUUUAAAUUUAAUGGGCUUUCAGUUCAUGUUUGGGUAUGAGCACCUAGCUGUAUUGUACAACAGCUUCAGGUUUGGCAUACUUCUUACUCACAGUAACAUUUAGUACUUGCCUGCUUCUGUGGCGUGAGGGGCAUUAAAAUUUCUAAUUACCAUACAAUAUGUGUCAAAGCUUUGUACUCAUUGUUUUAUUGGUAAGAUAUCUUUGCCCUCCGUGCGAUGAGCAAAUGCUCCACCUUAUGGUACCCUACAUGAAAUGACAUGUGGUAGCUUCUUAGUAGCAAAUCAAGCAGAGGUGGUCAGAAUUCUUCUUAAACCAUCUGGGACUUGUGGCAAAUAACCAAAAUAUUGUUAAAAAGGGGCUUAUUGUAUUACUGAAAUGAAGUGUGUGUGUGGAAAAAUAUGUAUCUAAUUAGUAGACACUCCUUACUUUAAUUUAAGUGGUAGACUCAAGUGUAUUCUCCAAUAGUUAUAGUUAUAGAAAGAUAGCAGUCAGUGAGAUCAAAAUAUUGAACUUUUUAACUGAAUUUUGACUGUCAUGAGGAUGUCAGGAAAGAGAAGUGAUAAAACUGAAUAUGCCUUAGAAUAAUGCUUUAUAAAGUUCAUAACCAGUCCAUCUAACUAGUGAUAUGAAUAAUUUAGAGAUACAUGUAUAUGGUAGGAAGAAGUGUCUCAAAUGCACAUCCCAUCCGUCCAAAAUGUGAUCCAAAUGAUGUUAAGUAUAUUUUUCUACAAGUCUGUGCUUAAGUUCUUCAGAUAAGUUUGGUAAUUGCUAUUUGACUGUAAUUUUAAUAUAAAGUAGUUAUAAGAACUAUAUAGUUGUGUAUGUUUUGUAAUGUUAACCAGUCUUCAGUAAUAAAGUUAUACUUUUUUACUCA